Zophobas morio is the source of this 915-nucleotide messenger RNA. RefSeq lists its product as uncharacterized. NCBI's taxonomy places the organism in Eukaryota, Metazoa, Arthropoda, Insecta, Coleoptera, Tenebrionidae. The transcript has 3 exons. The record is from RefSeq and is a predicted model, not a curated record. The coding region runs from base 1 to 915 and encodes 304 amino acids.
AUGGAACAUGACGAAAAAGACAAAAGGGGACGAAAAAGGACGAAAAAGGACAAUAAGGAAGAAAAAGGAUGGAACAUGACGAAAAAGACAAAAGGGGACGAAAAAGGACGAAAAAGGACGAAACAGGACGAAAAGAACGAAAAAGGACAAUUAGGACGAAAAAAGACGAGAAAGGACGAAAAAGGACGAAAAGGACGAAUAAGGACGAAAAAGGACGAAAAGAACAAAAAACGACGAAAGAGGAUAAUGAGUAUGAAAAGGACGAAAAAGGAUGAAAAGGACGAAAAGGACGAAAAGGACCAAAACGACGAAAAAGGACGAAAAAAAAGAGUGAUAAAUGGGAGAAUGGAAAAGAGCGAUAAAUGGGAGAAUGAGAGAGAAAGUGAUAAAUGGGAGAAUGAGAGACAGGGUGAUAAAUGGGAGAAUGAGAGAGAAAGCGAUAAAUGGGAGAAUGAGGAAAAGAGUGAUAAAUGGGAGAAUGAGAGAAAGGGUGAUACAUGGGAGAAUGAGAGAAAGGGUGAUAAAUGUGAGAAAGAGACGAAAAAGGACGAAAAGAACGAAGAGGACGAAAACGGACGAAAAGAACGAAAAAGGGCGAAACAGGACGAUAUAGGACGAAAAGAACGAAAAAGGACUAAACAGGAAAAUAAGGACGAAAAAAGACGAAAAAUGACGAAACAGGACAAAAAGAAUGAAAAAAGUCGAAAAAGGAGGGCAAGGAUGAAAAGGAAGAAGAGGACCGAAAAGGACGAAAAAGGACGAAAAAGGAGGGAAAGGACCAAAAAGGACGAAAAAUACGAAAAGGACGAGAAGGACGGAAAAGGACGAAACAGGACGAAACAGGACGAAAAGGACGAAAAAGGACGAAACAAAACGAACAGAACGAUAAAGGAUAAUAAGAACGGAGAAGGAUGA